GAAAAGUUAAGAAAAGAAGAAAUGACGUUCAUAUCAGCUGCAAACGCCUUGCAGAUGGUUAACCAGAUAAUUGCGAAGACUUCGCAGGGGGAGAAAGUAUCCGACGCCACUCGCUAACAUGUCCCUGUCCGGCUGGAUCUGUGUGGUCACAGGUGCCUCCAGAGGCAUUGGAAAAGGAAUAGCGCUGCAGCUUUCUGAUGCAGGCGCCACCGUCUACAUCACCGGACGCCAGGAAAAGACUCUCAAAGAAACGGCAGCACAGGUGAGCGAGCGGGGUGGAAAGUGUGUGCCCGUCAUCUGUGACUCGACCAAUGAUGGCGACAUUGAGAAACUGUUUGAACGCAUAAAAACGGAAGAGAGUGGCCGACUGGACCUUCUGGUCAACAAUGCAUACGCUGGAGUCCAGGCCAUCUUUGAGAACCAGGGGAAAAAGUUCUGGGAGACCGAUCCGUCUUUUUGGGACACCAUCAACCACACUGGCCUGAGAAGCCACUAUAUCGCUUCAGUGUACGCCUCCCGUUUGAUGGUGGCUCGAGGUCAGGGCUUGAUCGUCACCAUUUCAUCCAUGGGAGGCCUGCGAUAUCUCUUCAAUGUGCCAUACGGUGUUGGGAAAGCUGCGUGCGACCGCAUGGCCGUGGACAUGGCUAUGGAGCUUCGGAGCAGGGGGGUUGCAUCUGUCAGUCUCUGGCCUGGACCUGUCAAGACCGAGCAAAUAACUCAGUUCGUGCUUUCAGAUGAUGCGACGCGGGAAGUAGAUUCCAAGACGAAGGAAUUGUUUGCUCAUGGAGAAAGCACCGAAUUUAGUGGCCUGUGCAUUGCCAACCUUGCUCAAGAUAAAAACCUGAUGUCACUGAGCGGGAAAAUUCUCAUGACCUGUGACCUGGCGAGGCGUUACGGGAUCCGAGAUGUUGACGGGCGGUGUGUGAACGACUUUACCUCCCUUAAGUUCCUGCUGACCCAAGUUCCGUAUGUCUCCUGGCUCUCAUCUUUUGUCCCGUCUUUUAUAAGACUGCCCCGCUUUCUGCUCCCCUUGACAAGCAACCAUUUCUAACCACAAGCUAGCGUGGCAUUGAAAACCUCUUUGUGGCUACUUUUGAAUCCAAUCACGACAAGUGUCUAUUUAAAUGAAAGACUCCGGGAAUUGUGAAUGCCGACUACAGUGAAACCUCUUUAUUUGAAUUUGAUCAGUGUUACCACGACCACUACAAAGUCACAAUUAUAAAAUAGAGCACAUCAAUUCUACACAAAAAACUCAACAUGACAGCAUGCAACCGUACCACUUGCAUCCUCAGUCGAAUUUGAAAUCAAACUGGUUAAAGAUCCCAUUGCUAAAACGCAAAUGAUACUGUAAAUGCGUAGAGACUGCAGGAAAACUAAAUUCUCGCUUUGCAAUCAAAAUGUUGAGUUAAGCCAUACUGUACCGGACAGAGAAAACAUCCAACUUACCUGAAUGCUCAUCUUGUAUUUCUCCUCUUUGACAUCAGCGUUAAACGUCUGUGGUAGCACAACAACAAAGAAAAGACAAAGAAAAUUGAGCGUUUUUCAGAAAUUUUACAGCAGUAUUUUUCCUCUGCAAGUCAAAUUCAGAGGUUUCACGGUUGCUUAUUAUCAUAACUAUAUUACUGUUUGAGCUUGAGAAUGUGAAAUUGUAUUUGGUAUCAAUAUGAAGCUGGUUUGUCUCUAUUUGAUGUAGAUGCAGCCAAAAUGUAUAACCAAGUAUUUUGGAUUAAAAUGUUGAAGCAUUAUACAUAUAUUUUUGUAUUGAUAGAAGUUGGUGCUGCGAUACAAUGCUGCUGGUAUGUUACCGAUCUAUCUUGAUAAAUAAAGAACUGGGCUAAAACA
Molecule: messenger RNA, 1842 nt
Organism: Hippocampus zosterae (dwarf seahorse)
Lineage: Eukaryota; Metazoa; Chordata; Actinopteri; Syngnathiformes; Syngnathidae
Gene: dhrs1
Product: dehydrogenase/reductase (SDR family) member 1
Exons: 9
Coding region: 119-1051 (310 amino acids)
Source: RefSeq, a predicted model, not a curated record